CCCAUUGAGUAAGAAAAAAAAAUGGAAACAGAAGAGAAACAGCUUCAAAAUUUGCUGAAAUGGGCAGCACAUCUCGGAAUAACAGACUCUACUAAUGGAACCCCUUCUCACUCUCGCUCUUGUUUAGGCCACUCUCUUAUCGUCUCUCAUUUCCCUCUAGCAGGCGGAAGAGGAUUGGGUGCUGUGCGUGAUCUCAGAAAAGGAGCGUUGAUACUAAAAGUCCCAAAAUCAGCUUUAUUUACAGCACAGUCUUCAUUGAAUGAGGAUCACAAUCUAUCUCAUGCCAUCAAUUCACACUCUUCUCUUUCCUCUACCCAGAUAUUGACUUUAUGUUUAUUAUAUGAAAUGGGUAAAGGAAAAAAUUCACGGUGGCAUCCUUACUUGGUGCUUCUGCCGCGUAGUUAUGAUCUACUUGCAACUUUUGGCCAAUUUGAGCAGCGUGCUCUGCAAGUAGAUGAUGCUAUCUGGGCUGCAGAGAAGGCGACGUUGAAAGCUGAAUUGGAGUGGAAAGAAGCCAGUAAAGUAAUGGAACAACUUCAGCUAAAGCCUCAACUUGUCUCAUUUAGGGCAUGGCUUUGGGCUUCUGCAACUGUUUCAUCUCGGACAAUGCAUAUAGCAUGGGAUGAAGCUGGGUGUUUAUGUCCUGUGGGAGAUUUAUUCAACUAUGCUGCACCUGGGGAAGAGCCAAAUGGCUCUGAAAAUGUGGGAGGUACAAUGAAUUCCUCAUCCCUCGCAGAGGGUGAUGGAGAAAGUAUCUUAGAUUCUGAGAAAAUCAAUCCUCAACUGCAGAGGUUAACAGAUGGUUGGUUCGAGGAAGAAGCUAAUGCUUACUGUUUUUAUGCUAGGCUAAGCUAUAGAAAGGGAGAACAGGUUCUCUUAAGUUAUGGGACAUAUACAAAUUUAGAGCUGCUCGAACACUAUGGAUUUCUUUUAAAUGAAAAUCCAAAUGACAAGGUUUUUAUACCAUUAGACACUGGCAUUUAUUCAUCUGGUUCAUGGCCCAAGGAAUCACAGUAUAUCCAUCAAAAUGGGAAACCAUCAUUUGCUCUAUUAUCUGCUUUGCGAUUAUGGCUGACACCUGUGAACCAGCGAAGAGCAGUUGGACACCUUGCUUAUUCAGGGUGUCAACUCUCCGUAGACAAUGAGGUAUCUGUUAUGAAAUGGAUAUUGAAGAAUUGCCAGGAUCAGUUGAAUAAUUUGCCAACUUCAAUCGAAGAAGACAUCAUUUUACUGUCUACCAUCGACAAAAUCCAAGAGUUCAAUACCCCUACGGAGCUGAAAAGGCAUUUGUCAACUUUUGGAGGUGAGGCUUGCACAUUCUUAGAGGCCAAUGGUUUGCAGAGUGGAAGGAAUGGUGCUGAGUUAUCAUUAUCGGGUAAGACUAAAUUGUCUAUACAAAGGUGGAAAUUGGCAGUUCAGUGGAGACUUAGAUAUAAGAGAACUCUUGCUGAUUGCAUUUCUUAUUGUUGUGAGUUAAUCAAACCAGUACAACUAAACAGCUCAUAAGGUAACGUUCCUUUAUGAAUCAAAUUUAGUCUACAAUCAAUUAAUUAAGAUUUUAGACA
This is a messenger RNA of Mangifera indica (mango), 1565 nucleotides long. RefSeq names its product protein SET DOMAIN GROUP 40. Gene Ontology annotation, biological process: peptidyl-lysine monomethylation. Gene Ontology annotation, molecular function: protein binding; protein-lysine N-methyltransferase activity. The record is from RefSeq and is a predicted model, not a curated record. The transcript is spliced from 6 exons. NCBI's taxonomy places the organism in Eukaryota, Viridiplantae, Streptophyta, Magnoliopsida, Sapindales, Anacardiaceae. The coding region runs from base 22 to 1506 and encodes 494 amino acids.